AUGCUGGCGAGGAUUUGCCAGCUCUUGGAGGAGCCAGAGGCCCAGGCUCAAGUGCUGACAGUGGAAAUUCUCAGUGACUUCGACGCAUUGACAGGACGAGCCUUGAGCAUACAGCGCCGCAGGCUUCAGCAGAACAUGCUCAAGCAAUGCAGGAUUCUCUGUGGCUACCGGAGUGGAUGGUCCGUGCAAGGACUGGCUUGGAGGCUGCAUGAUCCAGUUUUGGAGAAGGAGUCGUUUCUCGGAGCUUCGCUCACACAAAAGCUACUGCAGCAGCUGCAGAUAGCAUCAGCGGGUGACCCAGCUGCUGAACCAUGGCUGCCAACCGCACGCGCAGCUGCCCGAACCGCGCCAGCAUUGACCAAUUCGGCCGAUAUCAAUGAGGCGGAACAGCGUGCUAAGGCGAUCUCUGCAUGGACGGGGGCAUCAUUGGAUGCCAUCGUUUCAGAGGCACAUGUCUCCAUCCAGUACAGGAGCCGGGUGCACGAGUGGA
Messenger RNA from Symbiodinium necroappetens, 490 nucleotides. The record is from the annotation of a GenBank genome assembly. NCBI's taxonomy places the organism in Eukaryota, Dinophyceae, Suessiales, Symbiodiniaceae.